AGACAGACAACAUGCUGCCUGCGGUCGUGAAGCUCUGCUGUGGAAUAUCCUACCCACAUCUCAGGAGCAUGACAGGGCUUCAGCGCACAGCUGUAGCAGUGAUAGGCCAGGAGAUCUCACACAUGAAGCCUUGGACGCACAUCCAACAUCACUUGGGGAAACUUGCUGAGCCCAAAACAGAAGUGGCGGUGAGUGAAGAUCACCUGUUUUACAUACAACAAGGCAAAGAUGCACUCAGGAAGGCGGUAAACAUGUUGGAGGACAGAGAAGGAUGGAGGGUUGAGAUCAAAGAGAGCAAUGGCGACGUCAUUUGCAGUAAAGUGAUACCGGGGGCCGGGAAGGUCUUCAGGCUCGAGGCAGUUUUGGAAGCCAGCGUGGAUGAUCUCUAUGACCUCCUGUUUAUCAGAGUUGAAGACAUGCACAAGUGGAACCCAAGCGUGCAGCAUAUCAAAGUUCUAAAACGAGCCGGACCUGAAACAAUCGUGACUCAUGAGGUUUCAGCUGAGACAACAGGGAAUCUGAUUGGCCAAAGGGAUUUCCUGAGCGUCAGACACAGCUGCAAACAAAAAUCCUGUGUUUAUCUCGGAGGAGCAGCAAUUCAGCUGGAGUCAUUCCCGCCUCAGCCUAGAUUUGUGAGAGCUGAGGAUGGACCAACCUGCAUCGUUAUUAAAGCACUGGAUGAGGACACAACAAAAUGUAGCUUUACAUGGCUCCUUAACAUGGAUGUAAAGGGGUGGCUACCGAAGUCCAUUGUCAAUCAGGGUUUGCCUCGAGCGCAGCUGGAUUUCACAAAACACCUCCGAAAACAUCUCAGCCUAAGAUGACUGAGUCUUCAUGACUGUACGACUGCAGCAGCACCUUGUCCUUGUUAAAAUAAAGUUUGGCAUAGUGACAGAAUGACUGUAUGGCAAACUGCUACCUUGUUGAACAGAAAUGCUGCCUGGAGGAAAUGAGCAGUUUGACGAAGAGCUAAC
Cyprinodon variegatus (sheepshead minnow) is the source of this 974-nucleotide messenger RNA. It is a transcript of the gene star2, whose product is annotated as steroidogenic acute regulatory protein, mitochondrial-like. The transcript has 7 exons. Lineage: Eukaryota; Metazoa; Chordata; Actinopteri; Cyprinodontiformes; Cyprinodontidae. The coding region runs from base 12 to 824 and encodes 270 amino acids. Gene Ontology annotation, biological process: intracellular cholesterol transport; regulation of steroid biosynthetic process; steroid biosynthetic process. Gene Ontology annotation, cellular component: mitochondrion; mitochondrial intermembrane space. The record is from RefSeq and is a predicted model, not a curated record. Gene Ontology annotation, molecular function: cholesterol transfer activity; cholesterol binding.